AUGCCCUCAGCAUUCGCCUUCCUGCCGCCUGUCCAAGGCGAUCUUCCCCACCACCCCCUACCGACUCGAACGUUCCAGUGGACGCCUGUGGACCCCAACACCACACGUCUUCGCUGGACGCGAUUCCGUACUGCCCCCAAGACCAUCUGUGCACUUCGUCACGCCGUCCUCAUCCUCGACAGCGCUGCUGCCAUCACGCCGCUGAUCGAGAUCGUCGACAGCUCUGUCACCACACCGCUGAUCGAGACCAGCGAUUCUCACGAGGCUGCCAGCCGCAGCCAAUGUCUGACCAUCAUGCUGUGCAAACCUCUAAAGACGCCCCAAGAAGAACUAAAGCUCGGUUUUUCCUGCACCGACGUCGCCGCACAAGUCCAGAACGCCAAGCCGACGGUGGUCACGACCCUGGACGACUUCACCGGUACGCCCACGUACCACAGCUUGUCAAUCGUCGCAUACAAGGCCCAAGACACCACGGUCUCAAUCCCCUUCUUAAGAAGCUCCUCGGCGGCCUUCAUCAUAGAGCUGUACGUCAGGCUUCUCGCGUUACCUGCAGCGAACGCCUCUCUAAUUGCCGCGGCCGAUGAUGAUUUUAAAACGAGCACCGUCGCAGCUGCCGAUAUUGUCAAUGGCGACAUCAACGAGCUCCAAACUCAACAAGAAGUCGAGGUCGCCCAUAGUCCUGUACUUCAUAGUGGACUCCGUAUCCAACGUGUGCAGCUACACGUAUACGACUCGAAGUGGAAGGCUAAGACAGCCGACACCAAGGCUCACCGAGCCACUCGAGUCGCAGCUCGCCCCACGCCAACUUCUACUUCAAUACACCCCGUCCAGCCCAACAAGAACGUGGCGUCCAAGCUGUUCAGCUACCUCGAGGACGCCACGUAUAUCGGAUACCGAGCCGAGUCCAAAGCGCGACGUAGUCAAGCGAGUGCGGCCACCCCUCAGCUUCGCGCCCUGUUCUCGGAUUCAGUGUACAAGAAGAAGAAGCGCGAAGGAGUAGCAAACCAUGUAGCCCAUGAAAUUGAUGCUACCACCGGUGACAUGACAGCUAAUACCCCGUACAAUAGCCCGACCAAUCCGCCGUUGCUGGUCAUCGGGGUGAAGACCCGAGUCAUCGACGGUUUCCCGUUCCGACAAGCCAUCCGCCGAACCUGGGCAAGCAAGGAUAGCUUACCGGCAAAUGUUCGCGUACUCUUUGCUGCUUGCAGACUCCCAGGUGAUGCGAGAGAAGACGUUCAUCAGACUAUCGCCUACAAGCUGAAUAUUUACGGUGGUGACUUGCUCACAGAUGUUCUGGACUGCGAGGAUUAG
Phytophthora infestans T30-4 is the source of this 1311-nucleotide messenger RNA. RefSeq lists its product as uncharacterized. The record is from RefSeq and is a predicted model, not a curated record. NCBI's taxonomy places the organism in Eukaryota, Oomycota, Peronosporomycetes, Peronosporales, Peronosporaceae. The transcript is spliced from 4 exons. Bases 1 to 1311 code for a protein of 436 amino acids.